CUCCUUGGGCAACCUGUUCCAGUGCCUCACCACCCUCUGGGUGAAGAUUCAUGGGAAGACUGCACAGGAAUCAUUGUGAUGCUCCUGUACAAAAAGACCAAAUUGCAACAUCCCUCUGUAGGCCUAAACUUUUUUCUUAUAGCAUCUGAAUAAAUGUGUACAUCUGCAACCAAUCAUAGAGUCAGAGAAUAUCCCACGUUGGAAGGAACUCACACGGAUUGAGUCCAGCUCCUGAGUCCAAUACAUACCAACAGAAAAAGUUGUGCCUAUCUUCUAUUGCGAAGCAAAGCACAACUGCUGCAUUAGAGGAAAUAUUAGAUUAUUCAAUCAGAACCUUAGUAUAAUUCCUCUAUUUUCACAAAAUCCAUUGGCUUCACAGAAGACUGUGAGCUACAGUUCUAUCAACAAACCCUAAUUUGUUGCAGUUCAGGGGAAAUCUGCUCCCCUCUCUCCCUAGUUCCACACCUCCCUAAAGGUACAUUGGUCUUUCUCAAAGAAUUUGUGUUUCUUUCUCACCAGGUGUUCAGCAAUGGCUCUGGACCUCAAUGUCUUUAUUCAGCAACGUGCAGCUCUCAGCAGAAGGCAGGCAGAAGGAACUGCUUCAUCCUGAAACAGCUGGAACAAUGCAUCCUGAGCUUUUCCACUAAUGUACUGUAACUGCAGGCAAGCUUCUUUCCCUUUUUUGUACCUAUUUGAUAAAUAUUUUUGAGGAGUGGGCUGGAAUAGAAAAGAGCAGGGCAUGAGAGAAACUAUUCCUCACUGCUCUGAACAAUGAAAACGUUCAAAAGUUGCUUCUAGCAACUGGAAAUGGAAGUCCAGUUCCUGAAAGCCCAAAAGCUCCACCUCUAUGCUCAGAAUGCUGUGCAAAGAAAUUGUUUAAUUCAGCAAAUAGCUUCUCCUUCUUUAGGAAGGCCUACUCAUAAACCCAAGGGAUUUGUUUAUAGGAAUGACCAUAAAAAUGAAAAGUCCUCAGAGCAUGUUUGAGGAAGAAGAGAUGAAGAUCUAAACAGAUCCACUUUUCUGUUCCUGGGAACUUGAAGUAAACAUGAAGAGCAGUCACUGGUUCCAGUUUGUCUUUCAUAGCCUAUCUGAAAAUAUGUACAGAAAUUUAAGCAUUCCAUUCUCAUAAAGAACUAUUUGUUCCAAUUGAGAAAUAAUUUUCCUUAGAACUGACAUCCUCCCCUAGAAAAUCUCAGUUUCACAGAAGCAGCAUUUCCCCAGUGAACAAUCUUUACAACAUCCCAAGCAACAUUAUCCAAAAGUAAUUAAUCCCAGAUUAAGAUUCAAGACAUGCUGCUAUUUAGUAUUCGAGAGUAUUUGCUCCAAUGUUUUCGAACACUGUAAGCCAAUAUCACCCACUGCCUCUGCAUUAGCACUUCUUGUUUUCACCCUAGUCUCCUAGUGAACUUUGAUACCAAGAACAGUUGUGGCACUAUUAAUUUACCUACAAGAAAUUCCCAUGGCACCUUUCAUUUUUAAACAGUUACAAAAGAAAAACCCUAUGGAAGGUGCUGCAAUUCCCAUCUGCAGUCCUUUUGGCUUGACUGUACCAGUUGCUUAUGUUUAGACUUGCUUUCCUCCUUUGUAACAAAGUGUUGUGGGGUCUUAAUGAGAGCUCUGACUCACAUCCACUGAGAAAAACAACCCUGCCAUGUGGUUCUUUUGUUUUUUUACCUCUCCAAGUUAAAACCUCCUCCACCACUGUCAGUAGAAGGGAAACAUCUAUAUCUCAGCUGUUGUGUCUCAGAACCUGGUGUUAGCACUGCAGGACUCCACAGUACAAAAACAGGGGGCAAAAGAGCAACAGAAACCACUUGGUCUCACCACCUCCACUCACACUGGUAAAGAUAGCUCACAUGUGAAUGCUGAUUAAAACUCAAGAGGUCCCUAAAUAGAUGUGAGUUUCAGAAUCACAGUGGUUCAGAUGGACCCCAAGAGAUCAUCAAGUCCAACCCCCUCCUAAAGUACUUCCCUACAACAGGUGGCACAAAGGUAGGUGUCCCAAUGGGUCUGGAAUAUCUCCCUAGGAGACUCCACCACUUCUCUGCACAACCUGUUCCAGUGCUCCAUCAUCCUUACUGUCAGUUCAGAACUUCCUAUGUCGAGGUCAUUAUUUCUUGUCCUAUUGCUAUGCACCACCAAGAAGAGCCUGGCCUCAUCCAUUUACCUCCCGCCUCCCUUUAGAUUUUAUAAACAUUUAUCAGAUUCCCUCUCGGUCUUCUUUUCCCCAGGCUGAAUAGUUUACUCAGCCUUUCCUCAAACAGGAGAUGCUCCAGCAGGCCCUUCACUAUCUUUGCAGCCCUCCAUUGGACUCCUUCUAGGACAUCCCUGUCUUUAUAGAACUAGGGAGCCCAGAACUGGACACAGCAGCCUAAAUGUGGCCUCACCAGGGCAGAGUAGAGGCGAAGGAUCACGUUCCUCUCCCUGUUGGCCACAACCUUUUUAAUGCACCUCAGGAUCCCAUUGGCUUUCUUGGCAACCAGGCACACUGCUGGCACAUUCAUGGCCAACCCGUGUUCCACCAGGACCCCCAGUUCCUUCUCCACAGGUCAUGCCCUAACCGUGUAAUGGUACAUACAGUUAUUCCUCCUCAGGUGCAAGGUUCUACACUUGCUCUUGUUAAAGCUCAUCAGGUUCCUCCCUGCCCAACUCUCCAGGUCUCGUUGAAUGGUAGCACAGCCUUUCAGUUUGCCAGUCCUUCCUGGGGCAAACUUACUGACGUUAGACUCUAUCCCAUCAUCCAGGGUGUUGAACAAAACCAAACCCAGCACCAAUCCCUGGGGAGCACAGAUAGUCUCAGGAUUCCAACCAGACCAUGCUGCUGGUGACAACCCUCUGAAUUAGUAGUUCAUUACUUGCCCAAAAUUCAGAAAAGGACUCAGAUUAAUCAUUGCUCCGAGAGCCCUGCUUCACCCCCACCUGUGUAAAAAUCCUCAUCUAUAUGAGAGCAUAAAGUUUAGCAUGUUGCAUACAUUUUUGGUGCUGAUCUACUCUUGCAGACACUUGAUGCUGAUGCACAGAAAUGUAUACAGGAGUAACUAGAACCGAACUGAAAACUGUACAGCUGUACUACUUAGAGUUGCACACAAGAAGGAAAAAUCCUCUAUCUCUCACAUAUGAAAGCUGCACUGAGGCUUGGAAGCCCACGGUCAAAGAUAAAUGCUAGAGCCCAGCCAGCACGUCACUUGAGGACACAGGCUGAAAGACACUUAGACGUGCAGAAGCAGUCAGACAGUAUUUACUACAGAAUUAAAUAAAUACCCUGUCCUAGAACUAUUUCAGUAUCCCUAAAAGCACAUUCAUUACCACACAUACUCAGAUAAACACGGGGUCUCGCUUUGAAAUAAAAACCCAUCAGUUCACAGCUGGAAAUAACAGGACAAAUGUCCUUAGUGUUGUUCCUUCAAUAUUUUUAGGGACAGUUUGCAGAAGGGAGGGAACUCCCUGAACGCUUCUCUCUGCCUGAAUCCUCUUUCCCCCUUUGCUAAAUAAAAGUCUUCUGAAAGCCACAACAGCUCCUGUAACUUUAAACCUGGGCUGAGAUCAUAACUUCAGCACUGCCCAAACAGAGCGCAGAGGGCGGGCCUGGCUCUUCUUUUUGAGACCACCUUAGGCAUGCUCCCACCCCCCUGCUAAACAAAAAAAUGCUGACACCACUCAGAUACUUUGCUUUAGCUGUAUAGUUAUCAUCUGUGCAAACCUCUCCCCUUCAGCGACAGCAGCUAAGGGAAUAUUUGGAAUACCAAAGUCGUUUCUGCAGUGAUUUCUUUUCAUGAUCUCAAUUCUUGCUUGACUCUAAAAAAUCUAUCAGAGUCUGAAUCCGUCUGGUCUCAGCAUUGGAAAGCUCUUCUCUAAGCGGAAAAAAGAUGUUUAUUAAAGUUCCAUUCUUCAUCUUCAUUCUAGGGAGCGUGCCCCUCGUAGCACUUGCUGAAGAAGCAAGUGCCAUUCUAGAAGGAGAAGAAAGUGCAACAAUCGAUUUCAAAGACAGAAAUGACACAGAGCUUGAGGAAUUACCAACGCUGCUGCCCACAAGACUACAGAGUGUAACAAAUCUCUUGCAGUUUGGAAGACUAAUGACCACAGAAAGUGCAUUUGAUGUGCCUGAUGAAAAUAAUAACGCUACGUAUUAUGAAGUUAACACUGAAACUGUUGACGGUGGACUGAAUGGGGAACAGACAGAGAAAACUGAAAAAGGUGGCCUGGAAACAAUUGCACUCGUUGGAAUAAUAGUUGGAAUCAUAGUAGCUGUUGGAAUCCUUGCUGGAAUCAUAAUUGCUGUUGUAAGGAAGAUGUCAGGCAGGUACUCGCCCUGAAAGGAGUUGAAACAAGUAACCAUGCCAUUUCAUGUCAGUACACACAAGUGCUUCUUACUUCAGAAGAACUAAAGACUAUUCCUGUAUCAGUGUGAGAAGAUGAUCCAUGGAAGAUAUAGUGGAAAAGUUCCACAUCUAUGGGGAUCCCACACAGCUCUCCCAAAGACUUUUCUUUUUUUAAAACAGACUGCAGAGCAUGGAACAUUUGCAUAGGAUUUUUGCUAACCAGGAGUUUCCUAGAGGAACAAAAAAGAUUAUCCUACAGGAGAAAGCUCCAGUAGCAAUGACAUUUACAUCUGAAAUAUGAUGUGCAGGUAAUGUAUGCUAGCUUCAUUUUAAAUGCUGCUGGCAAAGAUUAUUUCACAUCACAUAUUAUACAUUUCUUUUUUCAAAAUCUUUUAAAUGUUUUGGCUGGUUAAGUGCUUGUGGCAUGUUCAUCUACUGAAUUAGCAAGGUAGGACAUUUCUUAUCAGAAAGGAGGUAUUGCUUCAGAUAUUGAUACUGAUUUUCUGCUCAAUACUUACAUUAUCAUGUGGCAAAGUACAAUAGGUCCAGCUGGAACUGACCUACCAACUAAAAGCUUGUGCAUUUGACUUGCAACAAGAAUUUCCUGUCUUCUCUUGUUGCAGAGACACAAGGAUUGAAAUACACAUCCUGAAUUAAAGGGUGCUUGGAAAAUACCCAGUUUUGAUGGGUCACUUUAACCAGUUAUUCAGCACGCUUUAGAGCUGAUGUGCAAAGGCUUUUGGAUUCAUGUAUUCACGUUUUUCUUUAUAACUGUCUUUUUCUAACAGGAUAGCCUGCUUGAUCACAUGCAUGAAACACUAAAUCAGAGCAUGUUAGUGACAUAUAGUGCACCCUUGGACUCUGCAGCUUUCUACUAUGGCACAUUAAGUGCAGCAAUAUCUGAACAUGCAGAGUGAAAGCUGUGUAUGUCAAAUGGCUGCAGUGCAUUGUGUUUUCUAAACUAAAGCAUCAAAUGUUUGGUGUAAAAAUCUUACAUUUCAUAUGGCUGACAUGUAUUAAACAAGUCAAUUUACAUAGAUUUACAUGUGUUUUUCUGUUUCUUCUUUGUGUCAUGAACCUUCCCAUCUAUCCGAUCCUUGGAAAGAAAAUGCAAAUUAUGCCAUGUUUCAGACUAAUUGUUCUCUAUUUUUCAAAAAUAACCUGAGAAAAAAAUCAUUGAGAGGUCUUUUAGUGCAGUUCUUAAUGCUCGUGAGUCUGCAAUGACUGCCAAGUUUGUACACAGCAACAGAAGUAGGGAAAAAUUAAGAUGAGAGAUUUGUAAAUAUCCCAAUUGGGCAACAUAAAUAUUGACUGCAUCUGAAAAGCCUUCACUUGGAUCUUGCUUGCUUGAGCUUUAGUAAACUUUGUCUUCCUACUGGUCUACACCAAAAAUUACACUCUUUUGGAUCUAGAGAUCAAAAAGCUGUGAUUUCUAGAAAUGGGUGCUUUUCUGUCUCAUUUACUUUAAAAAAAAAAAAAAAAAAAGCCCUCUUUCCUGACAUUUGAGUUCAGACUUUCCUUUAAUCUCAUAACUCAGGUGUAUAUGUACACAUGGUUUUGGUUUGUAGCUUGCUGUCAGCAACAGCAGUCACCUCCAAACUGCCAAUGUUACUCUAGGUAACACUGGCAACAGUCAUUUUGUUCCUUACCCAGGGAGAUUCUAAUGUAAACUUCUCCACAAGAAUGAGUUCCUCUUGAAUAAAUUGUUCCCAUCACAUCCCAAGAUGCAUCCAGGCAGGCAAUUCAUAAUGAAAUGGAAACAUACUUCAACUUGUUUUCAAAGUCUGCUCUGACAAAACAUGACUGAGGUUAUAAUGCAUAGAGUGAGACUUUAGAAUAGGUAUGCAGCCAUACAAGAUGCCACUGACUUUAAAGAAAGUCAUAUAUUUACCUUUCCAUGCUAAUCUCAUGUAGUUAAAUCUCAGAUACCAAGGCAUAUCCAUCCCAGAAUCUGUGCACAGUAAGAUAGUACCAUGGAAUAAUGCAUCCAUAUGUCACCUCUAGCUUAAUCUCAUUUGGUUUGGCUCUGCUUACAAUCAAAAGCUGAGUACAACUAAACUGAAAGGAAAAUUAAUGAUACCACUGCACAGUCAUGUGUUUACUAUAUGAGAGUCUAUCACAAGUUUAAGCCUGGUGUGUACCCAAUGUCAGUUCUUUAAUGCUGAAUUAGUAUUGGGCAUUUUUGAAGUACGUAAUCCUGGCCCCGAAAGUGGGCUGCAAAUUUUUGUUAUGGUUACUGAAGACAAGGGAAUUCACUUUAACUUUUUUAAAAGGCACCUAGCUUGUGUCAGUACUUUCUAUCUAUGACUCAUACUUUCUGUAGCAUUACUCUUGAAAAGAAGUCAUGUAGUUUAUCCAGUCAUUUCCGAAAGCUCCAAUAUAUUACAUCAGUUACCUUUCAAGCAAAGUGAGGCCACAGGCUCUUACAGAUUAGCACAUGAGAUUCCAUCCCUGAAAUACAAUGCACACAUGCCUAGAUGUGGCAUUUCCAGUUUGGCUCAGUUAAAGAUAUUGUGUUAGCUGGAAAGAGUCACCUUUCACACUAGCAUUCCUUGCUUCAGUUUUCCUCUGUACUUUUACAUUAUGGUACAGAAAGGUGCCCAGAUUACUUGAGCUAUUUUGUUUCCAUGUCCAUACGUACACUGCUUUUUCAAAGAGAAAAAAAGAUCAAUUAUAUAUAAAACUUAUCAGUUUGCUUGUCUGACUUGUAUGAAUCAGCUAAGAACAGUUUUAAACUCACAUAAAAGCAGUAACAUUACAGCUUUUUCCUGUUGUGACAAUAGGAGAGAACAGUAUUUUCAGUUACUUUAGAUUUGACAAUAUCUUGUCUGUACUGGAAGGUCCCCUACAGGAUGCACUUGAUGUUUGAACAAAAGCAUGCCAUAUGGAAUUAUGAAUUAUUCAACCAUUGUAAGGAAUAGCACAUAUGUCAUCACUUCCUUCUGCACCAGCUCACUUGCUUCUAAAUUGCAAAUACCACAAAAUGAAAAAAAACCCAAAACACUUUAUUGUGUAAGUUCUGGACAUUUGUUAUGCCAGGGGUAAGACCCCAUUUGAAAAAGGCAUAGGAUAGAGUAGAUAACUUCUUAGAUAAUAACUUCUUAGGUAAAUGGAGCUCUCCUUGAUCAAAUACAAACUCCAGCUGAACAGCCUGCAUUCCACCCAAGUAAGCCACGUUUUGCUCCUGCUCCAAAAUAUCUCAUUAAGAUCUGCUUUAACUUCAUAUAUUGACUACUGAAGUGUUUUGGUCUUAACCAGGACUUCAAAUUCUGCCCUUUGAUUCAAAGUAAAGCUUUAUUAAUCUUAGGUGACACCAACUGCUACCAGAUGGCCCAUGCUCCACUGAUAUAUAACCUGGAAGGCUUCCAGCACUGGAGGCUUGCUAUUAAGCACACUGUGCUGUAAUAGAUCUGAACCUAUAAAGACAUGGGGACGUGAAUUUCCCAGACUGAGCUGGAGCACAGGGUACCCAGGAUAUGGCUUAGAGAAGGCAGGAGCUCUGAAGAUCACCAUUUCCUUUAUUCUGCCAAUGUGAAGAAACAACAAUUGCUGCUGCAUUACUUUUAGCAGGAGCUCCCUGGUGGGGUUUUGUGUGCGUGUUUUGGAGGGGGAUAUUUGUAGUUGUUUUUUUUUUUCUGCUUUGGAAGAAGUCAAACAGCACAUUGUUCUAGGGCAAAUACUUCAGUGAGCUGAAAUGAAUGAGCAGUAUACAUGUCUGCAGAAUGGGGUCUGAGGUCAGGAGACUUCCUAUGAAUGUGAACACAUCAGGAAACAACAGCUCCAUAUUUUGUCCAACUGGCCAGGUCAGAAUUUUUAUUCACCAGGAAUAGCAUUCAAUAUAUCAACACUUGCUGUUAACCUAAAAUCCUUACUCCUGAUCAUGUUCAUUCCUUUAUGGUUAGUAACAGCAACGUUCCCUUUUGCAGCUUGGCUGUGAGUCAUGAAUGUGGCUCUUCUGAACAGACAAGCAGGCACCAGGCUUCCUGUGAGAAUGCCAGAUGUCACUAAAAAGCAUCAUAAGCAUAGUUGUCCCCUUGUAUUUGGGUGUGUGAUGAAGAUAUAUAGAGGUAAUAUAUGGUGAAAGUAAUGACUUGAUGAAUAUUUAUGACUCUAGGUAUGAGUAGAAUGAUUCAUACAAGCAUUCUUUAUAAGGAACGUUUUCAUUCUAAGAAUGGAAGACAUCAGAAGAAUGAAUUCAGUAACUAGAGACAGCUAAACAUUCACCAGAAAAAUAUUAUGGAGAUCUUAAACUACUCCUGUAAUUUUUAGAAGCCUUCACUAAUAGUUAAGACACCAUUUAAAACAUGCAGCAAUUGUUGCUUUAGAUUCAUUCCAUAUUGUAAGGGUAUCUGCAGUAUGAUACUGCAAGUAUCUUAGCUGCAUGCUAUUUCAGACGUGCAUUAAGUACAACCUGCACAGCAAUGCCUUCUGCCAAGCUUUCAAAUUGAAAAGAACUCAUGUAUCAUCCACAAGAGAAAGGUAAACAACCACAGAGUAUGAUAUACACAUCAAAUGACUUGCCAAGGAUAAUAAUCAUGGUUAAGGGAAAAGCCAUCAGCACACGAAUCUUUAUACGUUAAUCCUGUCACAGCUUUGUAUCACUUCAGAGAAAGUGAUGUUCCAUCAUCUUUUAUGAUAACAUUAUAUUCUUUAAUAUAAGAUAGUAACAAAGAGCCCAGGAAAAAAAGCCAAUAAUCAAGUCUACUUCAGGUCAGGAAUGCACUCAAGAUUAAUGUUUCAGAUGAAACACUAUUCCAUCUAAAGCAAUCUCUCCUAUACAACCUUAAGCUCUGUAGUGUAAGUACUACACUGAAGUAAUAAUUGGCCUAUGCCAUGCCUGAAGACAUUGUUAUAACUAUUUAUACUCACCUACUUCACUAGAUUAAGUAUUAGAUUGGCCAUAAGCAUAGUUUCUCAGGCAGUUUUUAAUCUGAAGUAUUAUCACUAACAUCAAAUUUCUCAGCAUCUGGUUUUGCUGGGUGGCUGCUGAUGGGUACAGAAGGUAACACUGGAUGUGCAACUUGAUAGUAGGUGCUCUAAGAAGUUUGAAUUGGUGCUUUGUACAUUUCUCACAGCUGCAGCAUGGAGGCAUUUAUGUAUAAAUAAACCCAGCACCACAUUGGCCAUGUGUCUUUGUCUAGGCCAUGUGGAUUUAGGCAUCAGACCAAACCCAUAGCCCCCCUGCUUUCUAUCAAACAGUUGGACGAUGCCACAAAGGUCCCCAUGCAAUCACAUGGCUUGUUAGGCUUUUUCAGGCUGGAGAGGUCAGAUUUUGAGACUGGCAAAUGUUGCAGCAGUAAGCAUUCUGGCCAGCAAGGAGUGCUGUGCAUUCCAUGCAUUUUCAAGGUUGUGCUUCCAGAAAGCAUUUGGCAAGGGUGAUUGAUUUUGAGAGUUCGAAACCAUCCAGAGAAGCAGAAAAUGAAAGGAAUAGAGAAGUGGUGCAGCAAAACUGGCAUAAGUCAGGUUUAAUUAUUCAAAUAGAAGAUAAUCCAGGAAGUGGCUGCAGCAGCAUUAUUAGUAAAUAGCAAAAGCAUU
Phasianus colchicus (ring-necked pheasant) is the source of this 9854-nucleotide messenger RNA. It is a transcript of the gene PDPN, whose product is annotated as podoplanin. Gene Ontology annotation, biological process: cell migration; signal transduction; cell adhesion. Gene Ontology annotation, cellular component: basolateral plasma membrane; apical plasma membrane; lamellipodium. Lineage: Eukaryota; Metazoa; Chordata; Aves; Galliformes; Phasianidae. The record is from RefSeq and is a predicted model, not a curated record.